Xiphias gladius (swordfish) is the source of this 3912-nucleotide messenger RNA. Its product is annotated as homeodomain-interacting protein kinase 1-like. Gene Ontology annotation, biological process: smoothened signaling pathway; peptidyl-serine phosphorylation; positive regulation of transcription by RNA polymerase II. Gene Ontology annotation, cellular component: cytoplasm; PML body; nucleus. NCBI's taxonomy places the organism in Eukaryota, Metazoa, Chordata, Actinopteri, Istiophoriformes, Xiphiidae. Gene Ontology annotation, molecular function: protein serine/threonine kinase activity; transcription corepressor activity; SMAD binding. The record is from RefSeq and is a predicted model, not a curated record. The coding region runs from base 1968 to 3449 and encodes 493 amino acids. The transcript is spliced from 8 exons.
CUAUAGUAGAGGCUCCUGGCCUGAUAAGAGGAGGCCAUGUUGUGCAGCAGUGAUGAUGUAUGUACAGUAUCACCUGCGUGUUCCCUACACUAAAGCAUUUCAUUAUGUUUUGUCACCAGCAGGGGUCAUCGGUGCAGAGUGAUUGCACUGGAAUGACCUAAUGCUCUGGCUGGUUGGUCCAUACUCACUUCAUUAAACAAGCUACAGCUUGAUGAAUGUUGAAUGAGCAAUGGCACAUCUACGAAAUUUUGCAUGGGGUUCCAAAGGGGUGAUAAAAGAUUCCGGCAGCGUAGCGUGGGAUUGUAAUGGGUGGGGGUCCUCAAAUCUCACUUUAAUAUCUCUCUCUCAGUACCUGCACUUUUACCCUGCCUUUUCAUUAUCCUUCAGAGGGACAAUCGUAAAACGUACUUCUAUUUACUGUAUCUAUCAUUUGUAUUUGAGGUAAACAUACAUCAGUGUAGAACAUUUCAAAAUAAGGCAAGUUUAUGUCCAAAGAAAAAAGGCAAUAUAGCAAAAAAACGUACAUAAAAGGCCAGAAAUUUUAUUAUUCAAAUACCGACCAGUUGACUUGGUUUUGGGGUUGGGGUUAGAAUCAGGUUUAGGUUUAGGUUUAGGUUAGGGUUAGGCAUUUAGUUGUGAUGGUUAAGCCUAGGUUAAGGGGCUAGGGAGGGUAUUAUGUCAAUGAGUGUCCUCACAACAGGCUUAGGUUGGGGUUACUGUUACAUGUCUCACAUACUUGGGAAAGAAGUAUGUGUGCUUGUGUUUGUGUAUUUGUGAACUAUUACAGUCUGCUCUAAACAAGUGAACACAGGUCACAGGUAACCAUGGCAAAAACCUAUACUUAAAAUAAUUACUAGAUAGCAAAUGAUCAACUGCAUAAAUCACAGAUUAACAUUUCGUCUUUGAAUCAAGUGAUUGUCCCUCAUUUCUCUGAUAAAAGAGUUUAAUAGAAUCUUAGCAUAGAAUGUCACGACAUCAUAAUUCUUAUGAAUCAUAAUUUUGAUGUUUAGAACUGGUCAGUUCUCCUUCAGCUGAAAACACUUACAGACCAGAGUUAGUUGAAGAAGUUACAUCGAACAAGUGAGAAAGAUUUGUUGCGGCAAAAUGUCUUCACGUACUCAUGUAGCCAGCUGUUGGUCAACAGGUACAACUGGUAAGGGAAACUCAGCACACAAACACACACACACACACACACACACACACACACACACACACACACGAACACAAAGAUAAGGAGUAACUAAGUAUAUUUACUCAAGCACAGUACUUAGGAGGCUUGCACUUCUUAUUUGACAGUUGGAAAUAUGACUUACUUAGCAGGUUACGAGUUUGAACAAGUGCUUUAACUUUUGAUACUUCAAGUACAUUGUUCUGAUAACACAUACCUACUACGUAACAUUUUCAAGGCAAGAAUUGUACUUGUAAUUGGGUAUUUUUACAUUGUGGUAUUGCUUCUUCUACUUAAUAAAAUGAUCUGAAUGCUGAAGACCAGUGUUGAUCAGAUUUUUCCUCAUUCAGCGUAUUUUGCUCUUCUCCUUCUUUGGGAAUACCAAUCAUUGAAAUGGACAUUAUGCCAUUUGCAGUACCUGACAUAAUAUUCUUCUUCAUGUGGUCAUGGAAUGAUAAUGAAAUGUUUAUUCACAUGAGCAUAAUGAAUGCUUCAGCUACAUUUGUGUGGUGUUGACUGAAUGAGCCCCGCUGACUCCAUGUGUUGAUCUUCACAUGUUCUCCUUCUCUCCCAAUGUACUACUUCUCUGUUUGCCGUCACAGUUGAAGAGAAGAAAUAUGAGAGCUCUGAGGUGCUAAAGAACGACAUACUCUGCAGCAUCACAAGUAGCUACCUCAUUACGGACUUUGGUGGAGAAGGGUGCUUUGCCAAAGUUGCCAAGGGUGUGAAUUUAAUCACAUCGCAGGACGUGGCCCUCAAAAUCCUGCAUACUGAGGAGACCGCUGAAAGAGAGAUCAAAAUGCUCGAAAUACUGAGCGUUCUUGACCCAGUCAAGAAGAAUGUGGUUCGGUUCUUCGAAAAGUUUUACCACAAAGGACAUACCUGUCUGGUUUUCGAAAUGCUUGACAGAUGUCUUUAUCAGCUGCUCGAAGAACGAGACUGGAAGCCACUGUCUCUCUGUGAGAUACGGCCAAUAACGCACCAGUUGCUGACGGCCUUUGACGCCCUGAAGGGUAUAGGCGUCGUACACUCAGACCUGAAGCCAGACAACAUAAUGCUGGCGAACCACGACACUGAGCCCUUCAGAGUCAAACUAAUUGAUUUUGGCCUUUCCUUCGCUACCCGAGAAGAGGCACGUGGGAUGUCAAUUCAGCCUCUGGGUUACAGGGCACCUGAAGUCAUCCUGGGCCUUCCCGUGUCCGAGGCCAUAGACAUGUGGAGUCUUGGCUGCCUGCUUGGGUUCUUGUACCUCGCCGAACACCCGUUUGCGAUUAACUGCGAGUACCAGUCGAUGAAAGGCAUUGUAGACGUUCUGGGCCAGCCAGCUGACCACCUCCUCAGUGCUGGGGACUACACCCACAAGUUUUUUAAGGCGAACCAGCACUGGGACAACCCAAGAUGGUGGAUGAAGACCCCAAGGGAAUACCAGCUUGGCACUGGAAUUGAGCCCGAAACAUGGAAGAGCGCUCUUAGAAGUCUGGAUGACCUGAUGACUCAUGACCCAGAGACACAGGAAUCCAUUGAGCUAGUGGAUCAAAGAGCUUUCGUCAGCCUCCUGAAGAGCCUUCUAAACACCGACCCAGAGAAGAGGAUCACUCCGGGGAAGGCUCUCGAGCACCCCUUUGCCACAAUGGCUCAUCUGAUGGGCGAUAUAGAGACCAGCUUGUAUGUGGAGGAUUGUUUGGAGAAAAUGGCGGUCUUACCGAUGGAUGACUUGGACGAAGACCUAUCUCCAGACAAUGAGGCUGAGGAAGAGCCCAGAGUUGAAGAGCCUUCAGCCACACCUCCUCCUAAUGAUGCAGGCUCAGCCGUUUUUCGUUCCUGUGACGGCAUUAAAAACACGCCUCACUCAUCUGAGGGACUGGAAGCUGCUGCAGAAACAGACGCUGCUGGCUCAGCUGUAGAGGAACUAGCUGUUAGCCGAGGGCAAGCCAGUCCAGCUGAUGGUGAGGCUCAGGUAGAGCCCAGAGGUGAAGAGCCUUCAGCCACACCUCCUCCUGCUGAUGCAGGCUCAGCUGUUAUUCGCUCCUGUGACGGCAUUAAAAACACGCCUAACUCAUCUGAGGGACAGGAAGCUGAUGUAAAAACAGACGCUGCUGGCUCAGCUGAACAGGAACUAGCUGUUAGCCAAUGUCCAAGCAGUCCAGCUGAGGAGACAUCAGCCAAAGACGGGUCACCUGAUGAGGGUCCGCCUGCCAGAGUUAAGGAGAGUCCAUUGAAGAGGAUCAAGAAGUUCUUUGGCAGAGCAAUAAGGACCUUGUUUAAAAUGAAAAAAAAAUGAAUAAAGGAAUGUUGAAUGUCACAUUCAACAUUAAAACCCGAUAACUGGUUCUACUGUUGUGGCUGAUGGGUGUAUAAAUUUGACAUUCAACAUUUGACAGUCGUUGGAGUUUUUGGAGGAAGUCAAGUGUGAAUAGUUGUAAAAUGUCCUGGAUAGGGAGGAAAGGAGAGCAUUGUAGGUGGGGGGUAAGUGGUGUCCUAGACCUUCUCCUCUGUUGAGGGAAGGUUUCUCUACUACCCCCCCUUCUCAACACAUCCGGUGGAGGCAGAUGGCCACACACCAUGAGCCAGGUUCUGCUCGAGGUUUCUUCCCAUUAAAAGGGAGUUUUUCCUCGCCACUGUCGCAAGGAAAAACUCUGGGAAUGUUGGGUCUCUGGAAAUCAUAUUGUAAGGAGUAGUUGUAAUUGUUGUAAAGCAGCUUUGAAUUUUUGACCUGAUGUCAAUAAACAAGAAGUUCCCUUGAA